Bombina bombina (fire-bellied toad) is the source of this 2080-nucleotide messenger RNA. RefSeq names its product 3-hydroxyacyl-CoA dehydratase 2 (gene HACD2). The coding region runs from base 160 to 885 and encodes 241 amino acids. Gene Ontology annotation, cellular component: endoplasmic reticulum membrane. The transcript is spliced from 8 exons. Gene Ontology annotation, biological process: sphingolipid biosynthetic process; very long-chain fatty acid biosynthetic process; fatty acid elongation. NCBI's taxonomy places the organism in Eukaryota, Metazoa, Chordata, Amphibia, Anura, Bombinatoridae. The record is from RefSeq and is a predicted model, not a curated record. Gene Ontology annotation, molecular function: 3-hydroxyacyl-CoA dehydratase activity.
UAGCUCUUUUCUACGGUCGGUGACAGCGAAUAGACUGAGCAGGUUAGGUUGUUCUAUGUUGAAAGUGUGACAGCGGCGGGAGAGGUGUUGAACCUGGCCCGUAAAGUGACCGUCUGGAGAAGGGUAAAUUGUGGCCUGAGAUCGGUAACUCUUAGAGACAUGGCAGCCCCUGCAUCUGGAAGUGGCAGAUCAACCGACAAUGGGAGCCAAAAGAAGCGGAGAGGGCCUGGAGCAUUUGCAAUCGCUUAUCUGGUCAUUUAUAAUGUUAUAAUGACAGCAGGAUGGCUGGUUAUAGCAGUAGGUUUAGUUCGCACAUAUCUUGCGAAAGGAAGUUAUCAUCAUCUUUACUAUUCCAUAGAGAAGCCUCUCAAGUUUUUCCAGACUGGUGCUUUGUUAGAGAUUGUACAUUGUGCCAUAGGGAUUGUUCCCUCGUCUGUGGUCCUCACAGCUUUCCAGGUUCUGUCUCGUGUUUUCCUAACAUGGGCUGUAACGCACAGUGUGAAAGAGGUGCAGAAUGAAGAUUCAGUUUUACUCUUUGUUGUUGCGUGGACAAUCACUGAAAUUAUACGCUACUCAUUUUAUACCUUUAGUCUUCUAAAUCACCUACCUUAUAUCAUCAAGUGGGCCAGAUACACCUUGUUCAUUGUACUCUACCCCAUGGGGGUAACUGGUGAAUUGCUGACAAUAUAUGCUGCACUUCCCUAUGUGAAGCAGACAGGCUUGUAUUCCAUCAGUCUGCCCAACAAGUACAACUUCUCUUUUGACUAUUUCACAUUUCUCAUCCUUGUCAUGAUCUCAUACAUUCCCCUUUUUCCGCAGCUAUACUUCCAUAUGCUUCACCAAAGAAGAAAAGUUAUCGGUGUGGACCGCAAGAAAUCUGAUUAACCCCAGCUCACCUAUCUCCCUUUUUUUUUUUUUUUUUUUUUCCUGAAAAAUACAGAGACCCAAAUGCUGCAGACUUUUUCAGUACAACAUUUAAUAUGAAAAUAGCUGGAUGAGGUAAAAUUCUGCAGGAAUGAAAAUACAAUUUAACUUGUUUACAUACAAACUAACAUGGUACGCUUUUUCAGCAUGCACUAUGAGACCCUUAAACAUUUUUUCUGAAAUCUUUGCUACCUUGCCUUCUUUUGUAUCCUCUAGAGUUAUGCGUUUGUUACUAAAAUCGCUUGUGAUUUAGUAUUAUAUAAAAUCUAACUAAAAAGCUAGGAUGGAAUGGGAGUUGCCCAAAGUGUACUGCAUGUAGUAUGUUUUAACUAAUGCUGCUUCCUUCAGAAGUGAUUGCUGUUUUUACUGGAAAAAUACUGCAAUUAUUCCAGCAAAUACAAAAUUCAAAUGGUUUUUAAAUUGCUUUAAGAAAAUAAACCUGAAGAGCAACCUCAGUGUUUGGCUGCUGUCCUGAUAACCGGAUGAACCAGGCUUCCUGGUAGUCACUGGAUAUUUUAUAGUAAGGGACUAACAGAUGUACUUUUUAUAUCUAUGGAAAGAGCAAGAGGCAAAUGGAGUUAUGACAUGGCCUUGCCUUUACAGUGGGCAGUUUUUUAUUUUUAUUGUUAACCGCAUUCUAAAUUUACCGGCCAAGAUGGCCAAACACUUUUUUUUUAAUGUAUAAACUACUUUACACAAUGCAGGUUGCAUUUUAGUUUUUUGUCAAAUGUUAUGCCUAAAAAUCUAAUAAUUAAUAGGUAUGUGCAUUUGUCACUUUUUUCCUAGGAAUAAACGAUGAAUAUGGCCGCAGAUAGCAUUAUUCAGCUUUUUUCGGAGCCCAGUUUAUUUAUUUAAAAGUGCAACACACAAAGAUCCGUGCAAAUCCAGAUCUUAGUGUGUUGAAAUUUCAAAUAAAGCUGUCUCUAAAUCUCUGAAUGCCACUACCUGCGGCCAUAUUUGUCAUUGGUUCAUAGGAAUGAGUGCCAAUGCAUAUACCUAGGAAAUAAUAACAGAAGCACACAGUCUCCACUUGUGCUGAGGCACAUAGUACAUUGCUUUUAAUGCUGCCAGGAAUCUGGUUUUGUUGCAGUUGUUAAUCCAAUUACUGGAAUUUUAGACUUCUAUAAAAAUGUUUACAAACUUGUGUCAUACACAA